Molecule: messenger RNA, 1104 nt
Organism: Tribolium madens (black flour beetle)
Lineage: Eukaryota; Metazoa; Arthropoda; Insecta; Coleoptera; Tenebrionidae
Product: transcription factor Adf-1-like
Exons: 3
Coding region: 49-741 (230 amino acids)
Biological process (GO): regulation of transcription by RNA polymerase II
Cellular component (GO): nucleus; transcription regulator complex
Molecular function (GO): DNA binding
Source: RefSeq, a predicted model, not a curated record
GAUCGAUUGCUUUCGAGUCAGUUGCGUCUACGUCAGUGACGUUCCAUCAUGACUCACGUAAGCAUGGAAGACAUCCUCAUCGAGGAGGUCCGCCAACGACCUUCAAUCUACGACAAAACAACCUUAGUGUACAAAAAUAACAGAAUCCGUGAUCAGGAAUGGAAAGAAGUAGCGAAAGCAGUCAACAUGAACGAUGUCGAAGCGGUUAAAAAGCGGUGGCGUUCCUUGCGCGAUUCGUUUAUCAAAAUCCAGCGCUCGCUAAAACUCAAUCCCAAACAAGCGGUUAAAUGGAUUUAUUACAGCAGACUGAUGUUUUUAAUACCACACAUUGAGUCAAAAGAACUUGUUGUAGACGGUAGCAAGAACGAAGAAGAAGAUGAAGCUACACAAGAAGUUGAAAACGGGACUGAUUAUCGGUACGUACCCGAAGAUGCCGGGUUUUCGGACGUUUCAACUAGUUCAAAACAGGAAAUUUCAACAAAAAGGAAAAGAAAUAUCGUAGAUGAAGAUCCUUUAAUGACCGCCGAUCAGUUUUUUGAAAGUUGUGCAAAGAAAAGGGGCGAUUUGUUGGGUGAUGCUGAUGAACAGUUUUUACUAAGUUGCUUACCGGCUUUGAAAAGACUACUGCCUAAAGAAAAUGCCCUUGCGAGGAUGAGGAUACAACAAGUGUUGUUCGAGAUUGAGUUUGGGACUUGUGACCAAAGUAAUAUUGUAAUUACCAAAGAAGAGGUUAUCGAAUGAAAUGAGCAAAAGUCUGAAUUUAUAAAAAAUGCAGAACUUUAAAUUAUUAUUACGUUUUAAAAAUUAGUGAGUGAUUUAUUUUGAUGAGAAAUUUUUCGAUUUUGAUAAAGGGAAAUAUUCUAGAACCUACACUUCUACACCAAAUGGUGUAAAGGUGUUGUGUGGGGUCGGGAUGAAUUAAACAAAAAUUGCCUGAGGAUGUCAACAAAAUAGCCGAAACAUGUCGCAAGUUAUUAUAACAUUAAACUUUGAGAAUAGAAUAUUUUCUUUUAUCAAAAAUUAUAUAAAAUGGUAAAACUAUUGAUAAAUGUAAGAAUUAACUGACAUUAAGUGAGAUGAUAUAAGAAUGACUUGUUUAAAAAA